Molecule: messenger RNA, 1785 nt
Organism: Alternaria arbusti
Lineage: Eukaryota; Fungi; Ascomycota; Dothideomycetes; Pleosporales; Pleosporaceae
Exons: 4
Coding region: 1-1785 (594 amino acids)
Source: RefSeq, a predicted model, not a curated record
AUGAGGCUGCGAAACUUCGUGCGCCAUGCUCGCGUCAUUCGAAAUGCGCGGCUGCCUGUGUUCAGCAACCGCAAACGCUACCAGUAUGAGUGCCUGCCAUCGCCUACCUGUAUACGCCUAUUGGAGCUCCUACCAGUGACAAGCAACGGUAUCAUUCGCUGCUCGUUGAAGGUUACUGAGCUUGCAGAUGCGCCUUCCUUCAAAGCUCUGUCAUACACAUGGGGUAGUCCGCGAGCCAGUUCCAUAUCAGGAACAUCGCGACACUAUGAAGUAGGAACGAAACCUGCAUCGAACGACGAAGUAGACUCGACCCGCCAGCACACCAUCAUAUGCGAUGGCUGCCUUCUCAAGGUCACCAGUAACCUUCGAGAUGCACUGCAAAUGCUCAGCAACGCUAUCAACAUGCCACACAUGCCCAAAACCCCGACCUACUACUGGAUAGACCUUUUGUGCAUGAAUCAAACAGACAUUGAGGAGAGGAAUGCUCAGGUUGCCCGUAUGGGUGAUGUUUUCAAGAAGGCCGAUGGAGUUGUUGUCUGGCUAGGCAAAGAGGAUCAGUACACGCUGGAUGCUGUCACUACCAUGCGGAAGAUAGCGGCUAUUCCCGAGAAACACUGGCCGCUAGUACCUUACACAUCCUUCUACAAUCCCAAAGAGAGUCAGCUAGUAUCCUCUACUGGUCUCACCUUCUACAACUGGCUAGGCUUCACAGUCCUCAUCAACCGCCCAUGGUUCAAGAGGGCUUGGGUCGUUCAAGAGAUCGCACUUGGCAAAUCGGCUCUGGUAGUUUGUGGUAACAAGGUCUUUCCUUGGGAAAUUCUAUCCAAAACGCUGUCUUUUGUCAAGCUCACGAGGUGGUAUCAUCAUCUCCAUGCAGACAAACUAAAGCAUGUCAAAGAGCUGCGGAAACAUCCUGGCAUCUACAAGCAAAUUCUCAAGUCGAAGCUAGCUGUCGGCAUCAGCCCUCUAUAUCUCAAUGAUACCCGGCUAUUCGCAUCUUCACUGAUCAGAGACGACGGUCAAGCGACCAAACAACCGUCUUUUCGGAACCUGCUCGACAAGCACCGCUUUUCAGAGUCUUCAGAUCCCAGGGACAAGGUGUACGCAUUUCUCGGCCUGGCCAACCGGGCGGUGCUCAUGUCGUCUUACAAGAACCUUUCGUGGUUGUCACACGUGGAAGAUGCUUCACAGAGACGGAUAUCAGGGUUGCCAUCCUGGGUACCCGACUUGAGCGUGCCGCUUCAACCUUACCCACUUCGCUAUCGUGGUCCGGCAUACUGGCAUGCUGCUGGGAAUCGCGUCUGGCGUCCGGAUGUAGAAAGCAUGAAAAAAGGACUUCUCCCGGUCCAAGGACAUCGAUUAGAUCAGAUUGACCAGACCUCUCUGCUUAUUGACGAAUCAGAAGACCCCCCAGCGGUAUGGGCAAGCAUCGUGAACCUGGCCCUUGCGCUUGACUUGUCAUACCCCGACCCUGGUGCAACUGGCAAGACACCAUCGCGUGUCGAAGUACUAUGGCGAACGCUGACCACCGACAUCUACAACCAUACAUACCCUGCGCCUGUAGAAAUAGGCAAACUCUUCAUUGAUUACAUCCUCAACCUCCAGAUCAGGCAUCGCUUGACUCCAUGGUCAAGCGCUGACGAUUUCCAACCCCAUCAUUCGCCAUUGACAGAGUCUGUAUACCCAGAUUGGCGCAAACUCCUUGAGCUCGAACCACCGGACUCGCCGUACAGCUUCGAAUCGUAUUCUAAGCGCUUAGUUGCCGUGGUGGAGACACGAGCUUGA